CCUGAGUGACGCAGGAUCGCGAGUGCUAGGCUCUCCUAGGCACACUCGGCCUGGACAGGGACUGCUCUGGCAGAAUGACGAGUGAAGAAGACUCCGAGAACGUCCUCACCGACUCUCAGGCAGGGGAGGAGAGCGAGCUUCCUGUUAUCCAGCUGUGUGGGCUGGUGGAGGAGCUCAGCUAUGGAAACUCUGCUCUCAAAACUGAGACAGAGAUGUUUGAGAAAUAUUACACUAAAUUGGAGCCCAGAGAUCAACACCCUCCACGAUUAUCAGAUAUUAAAUUAUCGGCAGCAGAAUUUGCACAGUUACGAGGCAGGCGAAGAUCCAGGACCCGCACUGGUAUGGACCGCGUGGUAGGCCUCAGUGUUGACCAGAAACUUGAGCUUGUACAGAAGGAACUGGAAGACACAAAGGAAGAGAUAAGUCACAUGAGGGCAAAUGCAGAACGGGACCUUCAACACCAUGAGGCUAUCAUUGAGGAAGCUGAAAUUCGAGAGACUGAAGUUCAGAAAGCAGUACAUGACUUUGAAAAAGAUAUCCUGAAAACCAUAUCCAAGAAGAAGGGGAGUAUUCUGGCCACUCAGAAAGUGAUGAAAUAUAUCGAUGACAUGAACCGUCGGAGGGAUAAUAUGAAGGAUAAAUUACGUUUGAAAAAUGUUUCUCUCAAAGUUCAAAGGAAAAAAAUGCUUUUGCAAUUAAGGCAGAAGGAAGAGGUGGGCGAGGCCCUCCACAAUGUUGAUUUUCAGCAACUGAAGAUCGAGAAUGCUCAGUUUUUAGAGACAAUUGAAGCAAGGAAUCAAGAACUGAUCCAGUUGAAGAUGGCAUCUGGAAACACCCUGCAGAUCCUCAACACGUACAAGAGUAAACUUCAAAGAGCAAUGGAAACAUACAUCAAUCUGGACAAAGAGAUCUUGCUGAGAAGUGAGCUACUUGACAAAAUUCAAAAGGAAACCCUACAAGCGGAGGAGGAUCGGGCCAAAGCUGAGGCUAUGAACAAGAGAUUGCGGAGGCAGCUGACAGAGUUCCGGGCGCCCCGGGUGAUGGUGUAUGUCCGGGAGAAGAUUCUCAAUGGGGACCUGGAGAAGAGCAUCAAGAUGUGGGAGAGGAAAGUAGAAAUUGCAGAGAUGUCCUUAAAAGGCUACCGCAAAUCUUGGAAUAAAAUGAAAGCAACGAAUGAGUAGUCACAGUUUGGCCUCUGGGAAGUAGCCAGAGGCAGGCCCUGGCUGGCAGACUAAGAAGUAAUCCAUUAAAGUCAUAAGCUCUUUUUA
Molecule: messenger RNA, 1268 nt
Organism: Ochotona curzoniae (black-lipped pika)
Lineage: Eukaryota; Metazoa; Chordata; Mammalia; Lagomorpha; Ochotonidae
Gene: CFAP263
Product: coiled-coil domain containing 113
Exons: 9
Coding region: 75-1181 (368 amino acids)
Biological process (GO): cilium assembly
Cellular component (GO): axoneme; ciliary basal body
Source: RefSeq, a predicted model, not a curated record